UCACAGCGCUUUGAUACGUACAGCUGUAGCUGUAGAAACAAUAGAUGUUACAGAUUUUGUUUCUAUCGAAUCAGUUGUUUCGAUUCUAUCGUACAGAUAUUAUCCUCGAUAAGAGUCGUAUCGAAUGCAGAGGUCGAAUGUUCCUUAGCGAGAUAGCGACUGUAGUUCAACGGUUUGUUUGUGUAGUGGUGGUUAGUGUUACAAAAUCCGUGUGUUUAGGCGUGCUGGUGUUGUGGAAGUUACUGUGUUUUAUCUGUUUGUGGACAUUUUUUAUGUUUCCAUCAGAUAUCAAGAGGAUUACGGUAUUCCACGAAGCUAGACAUGAAGAAAUCUCAUAAGGAAACGGUGACACCUAAAACACUGCCGCGGAAAACCUUAAGGCCUCGCAGAGUUAGAUUUGACCUGCCUGUGAAGGAGAAAGAGGUUUCACCAUCUCAGGAUACAUUGAAGGAGUCUAGCUCUCGUCAGAAGAAAGUGAAAUCCUCCCCAUCUUCUCCAACAGUUAAAGGGUCAUCUGUGGCAAACAGGACAAGAAAAAGAAAGCGGUCUGUGGCACCUUCCUCCCGUCUGCAGAAAGAACCAGAAUGCAACCUUGUUAAGGGUGAUUUGCCAGCUGGACAGUCAGAAACUGCCUGUUCAACACCUGCACCAGUGCUUUCGGACACAAUAGAGGAGCCCGAAGAGUGUCCUCCGAAGAGACGAACACUACAUUCUCUCUUAAGUGUGGAACAAGAGAUAGUCCAAAUAUUGGCAGAAAUGCAAAUGAAGAGAUCUGGUUGUACUUUUGGUACUAAUGAUGAAGAAACCAAAAGAAAUGUUACAAACGACACACAAACAGAAGAUAAUAGAUCUGGUGUCAAUGAUGAAGUUAUGGGGGAAAAUGCUAUAAACCAUGAACAAACUGAACAUAAUGGCACUGUUCCAGUUGCUGUUGAUGUCAUUAAUGCUAUUACUGAAAUUAACCAGGAUAAAACUCUCACCCCAAAUCACCCUGAAGAUGAUGCCACUGUUCCAGUAGCACUUGAUGCUGCUAGUGCUAUUAUUGAAAACAACCUGGAGGAAACUCUCAUCCCAAAUCACCUUGAAGAUGAUGGCAAUGGUCCAGUAAUCACUGAUGUCACUAGUGGUAAUAUCGAAGACAACCUAGAAGAAGCUAUAACGUCAGAUGACGUCAGAGAUGAUGAUGCUGGUUGCCCAGAAAACACUGAUCCUGCUGCUGACAUUGAUAUAAAAGAAAAUAUUGAUGCAGUUGUGGCCACUGAUCAAGUUGAUGAUGGGGACUCUGAUUGCCCAGUAAACAUUGAUGCUGCUGCUGACAUUGAUACAAAAGGAAAUAUUAAAGCAGUUAUGGCCACUGAUAAAGUUAAUGUUGAGGUCUCUGUCAGCAUUUCCGUUGGACAUGAAAAGUGUACUGUGAAGCAAGAGAAAAAAGAUGGUUUUAAUGGAGAUGUAGAGGAAAGGCACCCCAGUAACCCAACACCUGAUGAUAUCCGCAAUGGUGGCACUGAAGAAGAUUCAGAUGAGCUUGAAGUUAUAUAUGAAAGAAAAAAGCAUAUGUCCACAUCUCCUGUUGUAAAAUAUCAAAAAAGUGCAGUUCAGCCAGAGGAGGCAAGUCAUUUUAGUGUGGACAUAAAAGUUGCGCACCCCCGUAACCCAACACCUGAUGAUAUCCACAAUAGUGCUACUGAAGGAGAUUCGGACGAGGUGCAAGUUAUAUACGAAAGGAAAAAACAUGUGUCCACCUCUCCGGUUGUAAAAUAUCAAAAAAGUGCAGUUCUGCAAGAGGAGGCAGGUCAUUUUAGUGUGGGCGUAAAAGUUGCGGAAUCGGUGAAUGCAUUACAGUGUGGGGAACCUGGUCAACAAGAGGAAGAAAGGAGCUUUAAUGUGGAUACAGGUGUCUCGGUCUCCAAUAUUCCACCUGGCACGAAUGCUGCUAAACACAACAAUAUUGUAGACACUGAAAAAUCUGAUGGAGCAAACAUUGAAUAUGUUUGUCCUAUGUGUGUCUUGGCUGCAUCCCACACCACUGAUGAUAAGCAAAAGAAUGCAGGCUAUUUGAAAGCAAUUACAGACAAUUCGAAAUCUGGUUGUCCAGCUGUAGUUAGUGCUUCAAGCAGUGUUACUGAAGGAGAUCAGUGGGUAACUGCUGCUCUCGACAAUGUGCAGGGGCAGAGCUCUGGUUGUCCAACUGCUGUUAUUGUUUCAAACAAUGAUACUGAAGGAAACCAGCGGGUGAAUGCUGCUAUCGACAGUGUGCAGGAGCAAAUAUCUGGUUGUCCAACCACAGUUAGUGCUUCAAGUAAUGUUACUGAAGGAAACCAAGAGAUAUCUGAUGAUGAAGACAUUGUGAAGGAUGAAAACUGUGAUUGUCCAGCUGUAGUUAGUGCUUCAGAUACUGAUACUGAAGGAAACCAAGGGGUAACUGCUGCUCUAGACAGUGUGAAGGACGAUGAAUCUGAGACUUCCUUUGUGAAAGAAGAAACAAUAGUAGACUACACAGUAGAUCCAGAUGACUCGGGGCAUGCAUCUCCUGUACAGCAUUGUGAAAUAUCUGCAGUCGAAGAGAAGGAAGAAGAUAGUAUUGAUACUGAGGAACAUGACUUGACUUCUGAUUACACAACUGAAAUUUCCAGUUUUAAAAGAGAUAUUAACACAAGCCCUGAAGAAGCUUCCUUGUCUCACUUGUCUCAUGAAGCUGAAGACAGCCUUGGACUUUCAUAUUCUUGGUUUGGAUGGAAAAGACAAGAGUCUGAAGCAGAUAUUAAUGAGGUUACUGAUGACUGGGAAACUGAUUGUCCACCAGAAAUACGGAACCCAGAUGCUAACAUUGAGAGAGAUCUCCAAGAAACUGUAAUUUCAGAUGAAUACAUUGAUUCAGUUCUUCAGACAAGAGUACUGGAUAGUCCUCAACCUUCAAAGGAAGACAAUAGUGCUGAGUCAGUUCUUGUGACAAUACUACCGGAUAGCCCUCAACCUUCAAAGGAAGACGGUAGUGGUGAGCCAGUUCUUGAGACAAGAGUACCGGAUAGCCCUCAACCUUCAAAGGAAGACAGUAGUUCUGAGCCAGUUCUUGAGACAAGAUUACCGGAUAGCCCUCAACCUUCAAAGGAAGACAGUAGUGCUGAAUCAGUUCUUGAGACAAGAGUACCGGAUAGCGCUCAAACUUCAAAGGAAGACAGUAGUUCUGAGUCAGUUCUUGUGACAAGACUACCGGAUAGGCCUCAACCUUCAAAUGAAGACAGUAGUGCUGAGCCAGUUCUUGAGACAAGAUUACCGGAUAGCCCUCAACCUUCAAAGGAAGACAGUAGUGCUGAGCCAGUUCUUGAGGCAAGAUUACCUGAUAGCCCUCAACCUUCAAAGGAAGACAGUAGUGCUGAAUCAGUUCUUGAGACAAGAGUACCGGAUAGCGCUCAAACUUCAAAGGAAGACAGUAGUUCUGAGUCAGUUCCUGUGACAAGACUACCGGAUAGCCCUCAACCUUCAAAGGAAGACAUUAAUGCUGAGUCAGUUCUUGAGACAAGAGUACCGGAUAGCCCUCAACCUUCAAAGGAAGACAGUAGUGCUGAGUCAGUUCUUGUGACAAGACUACCGGAUAGCCCUCAACUUUCAAAUGAAGACAGUAGUGCUGUGUCAGUUCCUCAGACAAGAGUAUUGGACAGCCCUUUACCUCCAGACAGAGCUAAUAAUGAUUCAGAUCUCUGCGUAGGAAAUCGGAUAAGUUCUCCAGUUUCAGCUGAAGAUAACAAUGUUUUAAGUACAGUCAAUAUUGAUUUAGUAGAUAUACAGGAAUGUGGUCUUCAAUCAAGAAUAGAUGACAGCCCUCCAGCUGCAAAGGAAGAUAACACAGUUGUUGUCGAAUCGAGUCUUCAAACAGGAAAACUGAGAAGCUCUGUAGUUACAAAAGAUGAUAACAAUGUUGAAUCUGGACUUUCUAUGCAAAAACUGAAAAGACCUGUAGUUUCAAGACAAGGUAGUGUUCUCUCUUGCUGUGUUCCUGAAAGCUGGAACCCAAAUAGAAUCCUUGUAGUAAAGCUGAGAAAAACUGAAGUGAGUGAUUACUAUAAAGGAAUUGAAUCUCACGUGAGGGACAGAAAGUCGAGUAACAUAAGGAAUAUGGCAAAAAAAGAUCAACUGCAGGUUGACAGCUGUAUUGUGACACUGUCAGAAGACUACACAAAUCAUAUUCCAGGAAAUGGAAAUCAAGGUCACCGUAACAGGUCAGGGAGCCUUGAAAAUAUCACAGAAGAUUCCAACCAAGAGGACUGUGAAAAAGUAGGAGAUUCUGCUUGUAAUUAUAAUUGCAAUUCCUGCUCAGAUGUUUUCUUAUCAAAAUACAGUCUUAUCAAACAUGUAUUUACCCAUACUGGUUUGGAUGCUCCUGUACACAUUUGUAAAUUUUGUGGGAUAGUUUUUAAUUCAGAUGUUGAAUUGCAGAGACACAAUGAAAAGAGUUGUUCUAGAAUAUUGCACAAAGAACCCUGUCAUUUUAGUCAUAAGACUCAAGAAGGGAAAUGUAAAACUGAUAUUAAUAGUUUCUUGGCCAAAAAUGAAAGUGCAGAUGGUGAAUUUACUUGCAGUUCUUGUGAAAAAGUUUUUCCAUCAAAAUAUUGUCUCAUAAGACAUGUAUUUACUCAUAUGGAUGGUGUACAGGCACCUUCACAUAUUUGUAAAUUGUGUGGCAAGAUUUUAAGUGCAGCUUUUAGCUUGAGAAGACACUAUAAGUAUGGUUGUAAGAAGUCAUAUCGUGUUGAAUCAUGGAAUAGCGAUAAUCAGUUGCAAGAAGAUACACAUCAUGAUCACAGGAACUUGCAGGAGAAUGAAGUGGUCAAGGAAGAAGUGGCACGAGUUAAACAUGCUCCCAACACCAACAAUAAAGAGUUAUCAUCAAAAGAUGUCUAUGAUCAUGUUGAUGGCGAAGAAACAUACUCGUACAUCUGCAGUGUGUGUGGUGGAACGUUUAGUACGGCAUCAAGACUGAAAAAACAUUUUUUGAAACUUUGUAGCAGAAUAGAUGAUUCCAUACAGUACCUUAAUGGAAUACAAAGGAGGACACAAGAAAAGAAAAUGAGUGAUUGCUCAGAUAAGUCUGACAGAACUACAGGAGGAACUACUCAUUCUGAAUUCAAAUGUAGUUCAUGUCCAAAAGUCUUGUUAUCAAAAGAUAGUCUUACGAAACAUGAAUUUACUCAUAUAGAUACUACAUAUGCCCCUUCAUACAACUGUAAACAGUGUGGCAAGGUUUUCAAUACAGAAUUUCACUUGGAAAUGCACAUGAGCAGAAAGGAACAGUGCACAGCUGUAGAACAGAGAGACGGUGUUGUUGACCUUGACCUUUCUGACAAGAAAAGGUUUUUGCCUCAGAUUUAUAAUGUGUCACAACAGGAGUUGGCCAUAUCUACUAGUGCUGCACAGUCAUCAAAUUCCAAAUUUAAGAAUAUACGUGUCACAUACAAAUGGUCAGUUAGGAGUGGACGGAAGGUGAAAAUGUAUCUUUGUGAUUUAUGUGAUAAACCCUUUAAAAAAUCAAGUAACCUUUUAACACACCGACGUACGCAUACUGGAGAAAAAAACUGCAUCUGCAAUAUCUGUGGUAAAUCAUUUGGUGUGAUGGGCAAUUUGAAGAGACAUUUGAUGUCACAUUCAGGAGAAUAUCCGUAUACGUGUAAUGUUUGCAAUAGACAGUUUAAGCAGAAAGAACAUUUGAAGAGGCAUGGGCGUAUCCAUACAGGAGAGAGACCUCAUAAGUGCUGCAUUUGUGGAAAGUGUUUCAAGCAAUCAGGCUCAUUGCAAAAACAUAAAGUUGUACAUACAGGAGAAAAGCCACACAAGUGUGAAAUUUGUGGUAAAACUUUUGGUCUUCUUGGCAAUUUGAAGCAGCAUACAUAUACACAUGCAAAGGAAAGAUGCUAUAGGUGUGACAUUUGUUUUAAAUCUUUUAGCAAGUCCACUACGCUGAAAAAGCAUUCAUGCAUUGCCCCAAGUGAAGGCAGGCGAUAUAAAUGUACCUUUUGUUGUAAAUACUUCUAUCGAUAUUGUCUUCUGAAACAACACCUUGCUAUCCAUACAGGAGUACGACGUUACAAGUGUAAUGUUUGUGGGAAAUCUUUUAUUGGAUCUGGUAAUUUGAAGAUACACAUGUAUGUACAUACUGGAGAAAAACCAUACAAAUGUGAAGUAUGUGGAAAAACUUUUAACCAGUCCAGCAGUAUGAGGCGACAUUUAAGAGUACAUAAUACAAUGUAAUGUGUGCACAUGGUACUGUCUUCUGUAUGUUUAGCAUAAGAUGCAUUUAGAUACAAUGAUACAAAUUUUGUGUCACAUAAUUUUGGGUUGUAGAGAGAUAAUAAAAAUAUUUUAUGAGUGUACAUACUGGGGAGAACUUCACUGUGUAAAGUGUAUGAUGUAUGUUUAAACUUAGUAUUAUGAGAUGGCAUAAAAUAACCUGUGCUGCAGGUUCGGACUCAUUGGCUUUCUGUACAAGAUGCAUCCAUCAGCCCUCAGAAAUGCAAAUUUUGUAUAAGGCUGUUGAAAGUUAUUCUUGAAUGUGCAUAACCUAGUAUGAAUGAUAGGAUUACAGUAUCUGAAAGAUAUCGGCUGGAUAUUGCUACAGUAUUUAAAAGAUAUUGGCAUUAUUCUGGUGAUACAUAUGAUAGGAUUACAGUAUCUGAAAGAUAUUGGCUGGAUAUUGCUACAAUAUUUAAAAGAUAUUGGCAUUAUUCUGGUGAUACAUAAAUUUGGAUUAAUGUUGUGAGAUGUAUUUCUGUUGUGCUAAUAUAUUAUCUAUUUAUCACAGGUACCAUGUGGUGAUAUUUUUCAGCAUGUUAAAAAGAUAAUACAUAUUUGUAAAGAUAAUGUAAUGUCUCAAACUAUUUUGUCACAAUUAUGUAUUGAAAUCCAAAAAUUUGUAUAAUGUAUGAAAAUAAAUUUUAUGUCUCAAUUUA
Schistocerca americana (American grasshopper) is the source of this 6941-nucleotide messenger RNA. RefSeq lists its product as uncharacterized. Gene Ontology annotation, cellular component: nucleus. Lineage: Eukaryota; Metazoa; Arthropoda; Insecta; Orthoptera; Acrididae. The coding region runs from base 322 to 6243 and encodes 1973 amino acids. The record is from RefSeq and is a predicted model, not a curated record. Gene Ontology annotation, molecular function: DNA-binding transcription factor activity, RNA polymerase II-specific; RNA polymerase II transcription regulatory region sequence-specific DNA binding. The transcript has 47 exons. Gene Ontology annotation, biological process: regulation of transcription by RNA polymerase II.